This is a messenger RNA of Doryrhamphus excisus (bluestripe pipefish), 1082 nucleotides long. It is a transcript of the gene ssr4, whose product is annotated as signal sequence receptor, delta. NCBI's taxonomy places the organism in Eukaryota, Metazoa, Chordata, Actinopteri, Syngnathiformes, Syngnathidae. Gene Ontology annotation, cellular component: endoplasmic reticulum; endomembrane system; membrane. The record is from RefSeq and is a predicted model, not a curated record.
CGUAUUGCGUCGACAAACCUAUAUGUGGUUCUUGUGUUGUCGGCGUCCUGGACAAGGCCACGUCAUGACAUCGCAUGCGCGGUGACAUCACAGCAACUCGCUGAUGUGUACUUCCUUUGCCUUCCUUGCAGCCCUUUAGCCAGGAGCAGGACUUCUUGUGAGCUACACUUGAACAAACAACAAAGUCAAAAGACAAGAUGAUUCGGAUAGCUGCCUUCCUCGCCCUGCUGGUGGUGGCCUGCUCGGGAGAGACCUGUACCGAACCGACCAUCACCCCUUCGGCCUACACCACCUCGGACGCUGUCAUCUCUGCAGAGUCAGUGUUCAUUGUGGAGCUCAGCUUGGUCUGUGCCAACGGUGCUCAGAGUGUGACUCUUUAUGCUGAUGUCAAUGGAAGACAGUUUCCUGUGACCAGAGGCCAGGAUGUUGGCAAAUACCAGGUGUCCUGGAGUCUUCCUCACAAACAGGCCAGCUCUGGCACUUAUCAGGUGAAGUUCUUCGAUGAGGAGUCCUACAGCGCCCUACGCAAGGCUCAGAGAAACAAUGAAGACGUGAACGCCAUUCAGCCUCUAUUCUCCGUCAGCGUUGACCACAGGGGUGCGUGGAACGGUCCAUGGGUGUCCACUGAGGUGGUAGCGGCUCUCAUCGGCAUCCUGGUCUACUACCUGGCCUUCAGCGCCAAGAGCACAAUCCAAGCAUAAAAAGAUCCACGGCCGCUUUUUGGGAUCAUGGGAUCAUCGACAAAAUGUUUCUUCCUGCUUUGGGAUGAGCACUAUUUGACAGUCUUUGGAUGAUUCUUUUUUUUUUUUUAUUAUUAUUAUUGGGACGGUGUCUGUAUGUGCUCACAUGGACAUUGCAUCAGGUUGCCCUCAUCAGCAACGAUGGACAUUUGUAAUCGUUUUUGUAAACCACAAGACCGUAAAGCUGGACCCGUUCAUAGGUAAUGAUGCAUGUGUUUGGUAUGACCUCAUAAAGGCCCAGGCCACGAUAUGCUUUCAUGAACCACAGGCCACAAACCUAACACAUGCACCAUAAUAAUGUGAUUCCAGUGCUCAAAACCAAUAAAAGAGGGUUUCUUUUCA